AUGGCCCAGUAUGUAUAUUCUAUAGAGUUCAAAUGCCCCAUCAUUGACUGUGGUCCACGUUUACCAAUUCCGGGAGCAAAAUAUACAGCUAUACCAAACACAUACGUUGGUCAAAGUUUUAUGUUUGAAUGUAUGGAUCAAUUUACAUUGCUUGGAUCAUCAGAUAUGGACCACGAGAAUACUACAGUAGUUUGUGACUCGACUGGCAGAUGGAGAUAUGGCAAUUUAACAUGUUCUGGUGCUCGUUGUUCGGACCCUGGAACACCAGCGAAUGCUGAACAGAUUACAGAUGGUUAUGGUAUAGGACAGACUAUAAACUAUCGAUGUAUGAGACCGGGUUAUUCACCAGUUCCAGAUGUAACAUUGGGAUGUAUUGCAGGCACUGCAAAUGAUGCCAAAUGGAAUGAUACGGUCCCUAAAUGCCUAGAUACAAUGCCACCUGAGUUUACAGAUUGUCCAAGUUCUCCUAUCAUGGUGAAUCCAUUAGAAGAAAUAACAUUAACCGUUCCCACAGCUACUGAUAACUCGGGUUUUGUCACUGUAGAGUAUACAGUAAAGAGUACGAAAAUGUGGUUUUUAGUAGAUCGAAAUAUAACAUAUCAAGCCAUUGACGGUGAAGAUAACACAGUGGAAUGUAUAGUCCAAUAUAAGGUUAAAACUGUUGAUCCGAGACCAACAUUGACGUGUCCAACACAUCUGACUCUGCCUGUGAUGGUUAGAAGUUCACAGUCGAUAAAUUUGGUUGAGAACAUUACAUCAAAUGGUGACUUGACCAUUAACCCAAAAACUUUACAGUACGAUACUUCUAACAUUAACACCUUUACUCAAGUUACCGGUACUGCUACAGGGAAACAGGGCCAGUCUUCGCAGUGUACAUUUUUAGUCGGAGUUAAGGCCGAUGCAUGUUUGGAAGAAACGUUGGUACCUUUGGUUAAUGCUAACAGAAUCUGUGGAGGAAAUUUAGAAGCUUUGAACUGCAAAACAACCUGUAAAUCUGGAGCAUAUUUUAAGAGUGGAAACAGCACAUCGAUUUCGUCUUGCACUGGUAGUGCAGUUUGGUCUGGUUCUGAUGCUAAUGAAGAUUGUCUUGUUUCCAAGGUUCCUGUAUAUAGUUAUUCUAUAAAGAUGAUAUAUGAAUUUGGUGCACCUAUUUCAAGUUGUAAAAACUCAUUCCGAACAAAACUUCAAGCUGAAUUGACCAAAACAGACUCUCGUUUGAACAAAGCUUGUAAAAAAUCGUUAGAUGUAAAUUACAAGUUGGCUGUUGAAAAUCUAGUUGCUGAGCAGAAUUCAGCAGCGUUUGAAAAGGCGGAUGUAAGCGCUGUUUUAAGAGUAUUAGAUACCGAUAUUGACCAAAUGAAAUUAACACAAUGUGAAGAUAAUUUGAAAACGUAUUCUGUAGAAAUUUUUGAUUUCGAUAACUCUGAUUGUGGUGAUUCGGAUAUUGAAAAUUUCGAAAUUGUCAAGUCUGGAAAUAGCUGCAGUGAUGAAGGUUAUUCACUAGUCACCAGUGACGAUAGUAACGUUGUCUGCUUGCCAUGUGGACCAGGAACAUUUUACAACUCGACCAGUAAAUCAUGUGAAGACUGUCUUACUGGCGAAUACCAAGAUAUGGCCAAUCAGAAGAGCUGUAAGAAAUGUGUGAAUGCAAUCGAAUCUGUGUCCCCACGACGACUUCAGUCCAGUUGUAUAGAGAACUGUCCUGACGGUUUUUACAGAAUAGAAGGAUUCUGUGAGGCCUGCCCUGUCGAUCAGUUUAAAGUAGAUAACGUCAAGUGUUCGCCUUGUCCUGACGGAGGAUCAACCCUUGGUGUUAACGGAGUGAACUCGAAGGCGGGGUGUAAAGCGCCCUGCCAACCCGGUUACUAUUCAACCACUGGAUUUGAAGAUUGUACCGCUUGUCCAAGACAUUUUUACUCUGCAGCAGGUGCUGCGAAGACAUGCACAGAAUGCGCAAAAAAUCAAAUCACAACAGAGAUGGCGUCAAUUUCCAAUGAGAACUGUACACAAUGUUUCAAUAACACGAUAACUCUUCCCCUACCCGUUCCUCGGACGUGA
This is a messenger RNA of Lottia gigantea (owl limpet), 2058 nucleotides long. RefSeq lists its product as hypothetical. Lineage: Eukaryota; Metazoa; Mollusca; Gastropoda; Lottiidae. The transcript has 12 exons. Bases 1 to 2058 code for a protein of 685 amino acids. The record is from RefSeq and is a predicted model, not a curated record.